AAAAAGGCAAAAUACGCAAAAGGCCUGUCAUAACAUAACCAUAACCUCAAACCAAAAAUAGAUUUUCAAAAAAAAUUAAAAAAUUUAAAAGAAAAUGAAAAAUCAACUUUAUAAUGUUUAGGACCAUUCGUUUGCCAUUAAAUUUAAUUUUAGGACGUUACAUAACAAGAGCCCAAGCCACCUGCAGCCUUAAUGGGGCCCCCAGUAACCUGAUACAGAGCCUACAAUCUACAAGCUUCAAAAAUGUUGCCUUCCAAAAGCAACUGAAAAUUAUAAACAAAGAAUACGCUGCAGUUUGGGCAUUAGUGCACCGGUCUGGGCUCAAAGAUGUUGUCCAAUUGCUACCCCAUUUGGGCGGCUUCACGUAUUUCAGCCAAACGUCGAAUCGGCCUCAGAAACCUAGUGGACCUAUAAAACCCCCUGAUCCUGAUAAACCAGAAAAAGAUAACGAUGAUGAAGAUAAAGACAAACUUUCCACCUUGUUAGCCAAAGCCCUAAUAUGGAUGUUGACAGCCUACAUAUUUAUUGCAAUAAUUUCUUUAAUGUUUCCAAGCACUAAUGCUCCUGAGGCAAUUCGUUAUGUAUCUUGGAAUGAAUUUCUCUAUCAAAUGUUGGCCAAAGGAGAAGUGGAACAACUUAUUGUCAGGCCUGAUAUUGAUAUUGUUACAAUUAUAUUGCAUGAAGGUGCUGUUAUUAAAGGGAGAAGGUCUGAUCUUCGUACUUAUCACAUGAACAUAGCAGAUGUAGGCAAAUUCGAAGAAAAACUUAGAGAAGCUGAAAGAAGACUGGGCAUAAAGGAUGGUGUCCCUGUAACAUAUGAAAGAGGCACAGAUUCUGCAGGAAAACUACUAAUUUCUGUAGCUUUCUUUGGAGCCCUAUUAUGGUGGCUGGCCAAGAACAAAGCUAUUAGAACCCCGAUUAAUAUGGAUAUGUUUAGCCAAAUGACUAGAGCAAAAUUCACCCUAAUAGAUCCUAUAAUGGGACAAGGCAAAGGUGUACUUUUUAGUGAUGUGGCUGGGUUAAGAGAAGCCAAACAAGAAGUUAAAGAGUUUGUGGAUUAUUUGAAAAGGCCUGAACAUUAUAAGGCUUUGGGAGCUAAAGUACCUAAAGGAGCACUUUUAUUAGGUCCUCCAGGAUGUGGUAAAACACUUUUAGCUAAAGCAGUAGCAACCGAAGCAAACGUACCAUUUUUAUCAAUGAACGGAUCAGAAUUUAUUGAAAUGAUUGGUGGAUUGGGAGCUGCAAGAGUGCGAGAUCUUUUUGGCGAAGCUCGUAAACGAGCCCCUUGCAUAAUCUACAUUGACGAAAUUGACGCUGUAGGCAAAAAAAGAAGUGGAAAUUUAAGCUCUGGGGCUAGUGGAGAGAGUGAACAAACCCUAAAUCAACUCUUAGUGGAAAUGGACGGUAUGGCCAGCAAAGAGAAUGUCAUAAUGCUGGCCUCGACCAACAGAGCAGAUGUUUUGGACAAAGCCCUUUUGCGUCCUGGCAGAUUCGAUCGACACAUUUUAAUAGACUACCCUGACCUUAUUGAGCGCAAAGAAAUCUUCGAACAACAUCUAAAAGGCAUCACUCUAGAGCAUGCUCCUAAUUUAUACUCUAAAAGAUUGGCCUUUUUGACACCAGGAUUUAGUGGAGCUGAUAUUGCAAAUGUAUGCAACGAAGCCGCUCUACACGCGGCAAGAUUCAAACAAAAACAAGUUACAGGAAGUAAUUUAGAGUAUGCAGUUGAAAGACUUGUUGGCGGCACUGAAAAAAGAUCGCACUCGAUGUCUCCUCAAGAAAAACGUAUUGUAGCAUACCACGAAUCUGGCCACGCCUUAGUCGGUUGGAUGUUAAAACAUACUGACGCUCUUUUAAAAGUCACCAUAGUGCCAAGAACCAGUUUGGCACUUGGAUUUGCCCAGUACAUACCGAAAGACCAGAAACUUUAUACUAAAGAGGAACUUUUUGACAGGAUGUGCAUGACUUUGGGAGGCAGAGUAGCUGAAGCUUUGACUUUCAAUAAAAUCACAACCGGGGCACAGAAUGAUUUGGAAAAAGUUACUAAAAUGGCCUAUGCUAAUGUUAAAGAGUAUGGCAUGAAUGAGUUUGUUGGUUUGGUAAGCUUUCCUGAACAAGAAACAAAAGAAUUAGGGAGGAGGCCUUAUAGCAAAAAAUUCGCUAGCCUGAUAGACAUUGAAUCGAGAAAACUUGUUGGUAAAGCUUAUCAAAGUACAGAAGAGGUUUUAAAGAAGCAUAAAGACAAACUUCAGUUGCUGGCAGAAACUUUAUUGAAACAAGAAACACUCAAUUACGCAGAUGUAGAAAAACUAUUAGGUCCUCCACCUUAUGGCGAGAAAAAGUUAAUUGAUCCUGCGGAGUUUGAAGAAAAUAUCAGAAAAGAUGCGGGAGAUGUUAGUUCAAAUGAUGAAACAUCAAAACCUAUAGCCACGUGAUUUGUAGUUAGACUAUGGAUAAUGUAGAUAAUAUUGUUUGUUAAUUUUAAAAAAAAAGAGUUUUUUUUUUGAGA
Molecule: messenger RNA, 2509 nt
Organism: Ceutorhynchus assimilis (cabbage seed weevil)
Lineage: Eukaryota; Metazoa; Arthropoda; Insecta; Coleoptera; Curculionidae
Source: the annotation of a GenBank genome assembly